Messenger RNA from Lolium perenne, 1351 nucleotides. RefSeq lists its product as uncharacterized. Gene Ontology annotation, molecular function: protein binding. The record is from RefSeq and is a predicted model, not a curated record. Lineage: Eukaryota; Viridiplantae; Streptophyta; Magnoliopsida; Poales; Poaceae.
UUUCAUCGACAUCUUCCAGUCUUCCAGAUCGAUCUAUCAUCUAUCGCUCGUGGUGCCUCUCGUUCCAGACAUUGGAUGGGUCGAUCCAAGAAGAGAGGCCGUAAUCCGGCCGAUGACCUCACCGACGACCUCGUGGUGGAGAUCCUGUCGCGGCUGCCGGCCAAGUCCGUGUGCCGCUUCAAGUGCGUCUCCAAGCACUGGUGCCAUGGCCUCAUCGCCCACCCUGACCACCGCUCCAGGCUCCCCCAGACUCUCUCCGGCUUCUUCCGCAGCUCAGAGACACGGAUCGACGACGGCACGAAGUCGUCCCCCAUCAUCGACAGCGACGACGACGACGACUUGUACGAAUCGGAUCACGACACGGAAUGGACAAUAGCUCCCAAUUUCGUGAGCAUACUAGGAAAGAAGAAAGAAAAGCACGCCGUCGUCUCUGACCCCGCGCUGUCAUUCUUGACGGGCUACAGAAGCGUCAUCCCCAAGAGCUGCUCCGACGGCUUGCUCCUCUGCCUCUGCUGGAAGGUGGCAUCCACGACCGAAUCCGACUACGUGGUGUGCAACCCGGCCACCCAGCAGUGGGUGAGCGUCCCCGGCAAUGGCCACCGGUUCAGGACGGACAUGCGGAUGUUCCUCGCCGCCGCCGCAUCGGGCCACUUCCACAUCUUCGCGCUCCUGCACGACGAGGAUUGGGAGUGGUACACAGAAGACGUCGACAUAUACUCCUCGGAAGCCGGAGCGUGGAGCCACCACGAAAGCGGCUGGGCCUGGGACACCAAGGUGUCCCACCGCGGCGUCUUCCACCACGGCAUGCUGCAUCUGGUCACAAUCAGCUCGACGAUCGUCGCCGUUAACACGGAAGGGACGACUUGGAGAACCAUCCCUUUGCUGGAAUCCAUGGCCACCACGUACCGCUAUUCGUCCAACGGCCCUUUCAUCGGCGUGUCCCAGGAGCGCUUCCAUUACGUGAGCCACCGGCGCAGGGAUGAGCACACCCUGUCGGUGUGGAUUCUCGGCGACGGCGGCGACGACGAAAACCAGUGGACCUACAGGUACAGCAUCAGCACCACCCGUAUUUUCGGAGCCAAGAUCACUGAUCUUGAGGAGUACUCUUUGGUUGGGAUCCAUCCGGAAUGCAACACCGUCUUCUUCGGUGUGAAAAGGAACCGGAAGUACGUGUUGCUGUCGUAUGACAUGGACCGUGGGAAAGUUCGUACUCUCGGCAAUAUCAGAUUCGGUGGGUGGUCGUACAGGCCGUAUCUUCCGUAUGUUCCCUCUUUCUCAAGAAUCGUUGGCUGAUCGAGGUCUUGUUGGGGUGAAAGCCUGCAACUUGUUACACCAAACAUUUUCAGACGCA